Coprinopsis cinerea okayama7#130 is the source of this 1443-nucleotide messenger RNA. RefSeq lists its product as hypothetical. Gene Ontology annotation, molecular function: protein binding. The coding region runs from base 1 to 1443 and encodes 480 amino acids. The record is from RefSeq and is a predicted model, not a curated record. NCBI's taxonomy places the organism in Eukaryota, Fungi, Basidiomycota, Agaricomycetes, Agaricales, Psathyrellaceae. The transcript has 2 exons.
AUGGCCCUCAGUGACCUGCCAACGGAGACGAUCGAGAAGAUCUUAUCGUCAUUUUCGAGGCCACUGCGAGACCGAGCCACACUCUCCAGCUGUUCUCUUGUUUCUCGACAGUUCGUCGACAUUGCGCAACGCCUACUCUACGAGCAACUGUCCAUCAGGCGAUUAGACUCAAACUACGUCCAGGGCCUGGUGGAAUUUAUAAAGGAACACCCUCGAAUAGCAUCGCAUGUCUGGGAACUCUACACCCAUCUUCCCUACAAUCACUCAGAGCCGACGGGCAGAAAAUUCCAAAAUCCAUUAGAGGGGCUAUUUGAAGUGCUUCCCCAUGUCAAGUCUCUCAUCUUGCAUGCCGGAUGGUGGAGCCCCAUAAACCUCUCCACUUCGGCCAUGCAUGCUGUCGAAAAGGUCGUUGGAGGGAAAACGCACCAUUCACUCCAAAGCCUCGUUCUGAUCGCCACUCCCGGUUUCCCCAUUACUCCCAUCAUCGCUUCCCAAACGCUGAGAAAACUAGAAAUACUUGAAACAAGAGGAGAAACGUUCUGCAAAGACUCGGUUGACGCAGCUGUCAAGAGCAAAGGGCAUCCACCAGCUUCCCUGCGACUGGAAGUGUUCAACAGCGUGCCAAUGGAUGUUGACUCUCCAAGACACGACCUGGUCUCCAUCGACCCUUCCAUCUUCUCGAAUCUGAAAUCGUUGCGGUUGGCGGUAACGGACCAGUCAGAUGGCCAAGUAUCCGGACGAGCCAUGACCGAGAUCUUACUGAACUCCUGUUCGCGCACGCUGCAAUCGCUCAGCAUCGUGUGCGAGCAAGGGAAAGCUACCCUGCCUCACUUAGGAGCCCUCCGAUCUCUCGAGUCAGUAACUUUUGAGGUGAAGAACACUCGCGGUCCAAAGUUCACCUUCCCGUUCCACGCCCCAUGGCCCACAGCUUCCGAGUGUCUAUCAAAUGUUUGGACGCUCCUCGCGACCAUGGAUUCCAACAGUCCCGUGAAGGCGUUGACCUUGAAGUUGUCCACCAACUUCACCGACCAUAACCCUGAAAACUGGAGGGAGACUCAGUUUCUAGUUUCGUCACCCGACAUCCUGCCGGUCUGGAAAGUACUCGACGAGUACAUCUCCGAUCCCUCUAAAUUUCCCUCGCUCAAAGGCAUAACAAUCAGCGCCAAAUUGAUCUGCUACGGGAAUAAACGAGGACCACUAGAGCGGGAGGAGAACGGUGCACUUGACGAGGACUUGAAGGAGGAAUACCAGGGAAUACAGAACAAUCGAACCUUGACACCUAGGGCACGAGAUGUCCUUCGAGCAAGAGUGGGGGCCAAACAACGCGAGCGCAAUCUUCGACCGUCGGUCUUCUCGACGCAGCAGCUACUUCCAUUGACUUCACAACGAGUGGGAGUAGAUCUCCAUUUUUCGCUGGAGGAAACCGAGAUUCCAGGAUGUUGA